Molecule: messenger RNA, 2284 nt
Organism: Condylostylus longicornis
Lineage: Eukaryota; Metazoa; Arthropoda; Insecta; Diptera; Dolichopodidae
Gene: OstDelta
Product: dolichyl-diphosphooligosaccharide--protein glycosyltransferase subunit 2
Exons: 5
Coding region: 122-2005 (627 amino acids)
Biological process (GO): protein N-linked glycosylation
Cellular component (GO): membrane; oligosaccharyltransferase complex
Source: RefSeq, a predicted model, not a curated record
UUCUAACCCUCCGAUCUGAAUGGUAUUGAUUGCUUGGUAGUUGAUAUCUUUCCCCACGUAGAAUUUAUGAUAAAAUUAUUUUUCUUUAAGUUACGGCAGUAAAAUAUAGACAGUUAAAAAUAUGUUGAAAUUAGUGCUUGGUCUAUUUCUUUUGGCUUAUUCUGUGAGUUGUGUUCCAUCGAGAACAGUUUCUGAUCAUUUAUCUUCAAUACAUCGGCAGAGAUUUGAGAAAGUUUUCGCAGAAGGAAUAAGUUCAAAUGAUUUACAAACUGUUUAUUAUGCUGCAAUAAAUCAUGAAAAAAUUACUCAAGAUGAAAAAACAAACCUUUGCAAAAGAAUUCUUGAAGUACAUGCAGAGUCGAAGUUGAAUGAUUUUGAAAAGAACUUCUACCUAGUUGGGACAUACAAACAUUUGAAGUGCUCAACGCAAUUGCCACAAAAUGUGUUGAAUGCAAUAUCUACAUCUUUGGGAAAAGAUGUGUCUACUGCUCAAGAAAUGUUUUUCAAUUUAUUCAGCUCAAAAGUGAUGGGUAUUAAAAUUGAUAAAACAACUACCGAAAAGUUAGCAAAAAAUUUACAAAAUAUUCUUAAAAAAGACGAUUCUUUAAGCAGCUUAGGUUAUGCGUUUUUCAUUGGAGCUGAAUUUGGUAAUCAAGCUUCUUUCGUCGCAGAACGUAUAGAGGAUGCUAUUGUUCAAGCAGAUGAAGUAGAUGGAAAAAUGUUACAAUUUGAAGGAGGAUUAAGUAUAACUGCCUUAAUUAUAAACGGUGCAUUUAAAGUCACAAAAUCUUUAAAUAAACCCUCCCCAAUUUCUGAAGAGCAAGCUGUUAAAUUUGCGACAUACUUUUUAAGUAGAAGAUCAGUACAAGCAGCAAAAGGAGCCCAUGUUCUUUUGGAGGCCUUAAAGACAUUAAGUGACGAUAAGAGUAUAGCUCCUAUUUGCAUUCAAUUAAUAGGAAACGGUCAACUAGAAUCUUCUACACCAGUUUUAAAUAUCAAAGUACUUGAUUUAUUAGGUCGUCCUUUAACCCAACCCAUUUCAGCUAUAUCUGCUAAAAUAGUUGUGAAGAAAGGCAAUACAGUUUUAGCUGAAAAAGUUCAAUUUGCAUCUAAAGAUUCAACAAAAACAGUAUAUAGUGCUGACUUAAGUUCAUAUAAACCCACUCGUGGAAUAUACACAAUUGAUAUAGCUGCUGACAAAUAUUCGCAAACCUUAAACUUCAAAGUUUUAGGAAAAGUAAAAGUUCAUUCGCUUGAAAUUGGCGUUGGUGAUUCUGAUGCUUCUUCCUCUUUGAAAAAGCUUGCUGUUGUAUACCCCUCAAAAUUAGGACAAGUUUUGACUGCUGACCAUACUCAAAAACUAGUUUUGAAAAUUGCGCUUGUUGAUGAAGGAACAACAAAAACUAUAACUGUGCAUCAAGCUUUUGUGCGCUUACUAAAUGUUGAAAAUGACAAUGAAAUUAUUUUUGUCGCCGAACAGGACACUACAAAAGCAUAUAAAUUUGAUAUGGAUGUUGGCACGAGAGGAGGAGAUUUUGGAUAUAAAUCUGGUUUAUAUAAAAUUGAAGUAAUAAUUGGUGAUGCCUCGUUAUCGAAUUCAUUCCAAUGGCAUGUAGCGGAUGUACAAUUGAAAUUUUCACAGGAUGCAAAAACUGAUCAAACUAGCAAACCAAGAACAAUGUUACCAGAAAUAACUCAUAAAUUUAGGGAACCAGAAAAGCGUCCAUCCCGAUUCUUAUCGGAUAUAUUUACUGGACUAUGCUUGACACCAUUAGUGCUGUUGUUUAUUAUUUGGGCGAAACUGGGAAUUAAUGUAUCAAAUUUUUCAUUCAAUUUGUCAACAAUCGGUUUUCAUUUGGGAUUUGGAGCAAUUCUUGGUUUAUUUGCAGUUUUCUGGUUACAAUUAAAUAUGUUUGAGACAAUUAGAUAUUUAAUUCCUAUUGCUAUACUUACAUUCCUUUGUGGAAAUCGAUUGCUGCGAACAAUUGCCGCAGGCCAAAAAUAAUUUUUAAGGCUUAGUUAGAAGAAAGUGAUGAAUUUCCUAUCGUGCAAGUUAUACAAAAAGCAAGUAACUAUCAGGUUAUAAACGUAUUUAUUUACCUACAUAUUUCUUUAACUAUCUAUCACAUUAAAGUUCAAAAAACUUAAAUUCUAUUCGUGAAUUUGAAAAACAUGUAAAUUGCACGACGUCAACAAAAGAACAAUGUACGUAUUCUUAAGUUUUUUAAAACGCUUUUUGUUUUAAUUUUUCCAUAAGUCUAAACAUUAGAAUAAAGUUUUAAAU